Messenger RNA from Xenopus laevis (African clawed frog), 603 nucleotides. Its product is annotated as serine/threonine-protein kinase N2-like. Bases 1 to 603 code for a protein of 200 amino acids. The record is from RefSeq and is a predicted model, not a curated record. The transcript has 6 exons. NCBI's taxonomy places the organism in Eukaryota, Metazoa, Chordata, Amphibia, Anura, Pipidae.
AUGACCACAAGAGCAAGAGAACUUCAGCCUUGUGCUUUUAAAAGAGAUCUCAAGCCGGAAAACCUGCUCUUAGACAGCAGCGGAUACGUUAAACUGGCUGAUUUUGGGCUGAGCAAAGACGGAAUUGGCUACGAAGGCCGAACAAGUAGCCUGAAAGGAUCUUUUGGCUACAUGGCGCCAGAAGUCCUCGCCAGGGAGCCAUACUCAAGAUCUGUCGACUGGUGGUCUCUGGGCAUUGUAAUAUACGAGAUGCUAGUUGGGGAGAAACCAAUGCUGAGACCAUCUACUGGUUUAGUCAUCCCGACGUUCCUGGCAGGAGAUGCUGUCAACUUAAUAUCAGGGCUCUUACAGCGGGACCCAUUGAAGCGGCUGGGCUCAAGUGAAGAAGAUGCAUGUGAUGUUAUGCAUCAUUAUUUCUUUCGAAGCAUUGACUGGAUGGCUUUGCUAGAGAGAAGAAUGCAGCCCCCGUUCAUACCUGAGGAUGUUAGACUUUCCGAGGAUGGAGAUCAACAUCUAGUUCUAACUCCUCCCUCCGAGGGUUCCUUGUCCAUGGAAAAGGAGAUUGCGGAAGCCUUUAGGGACUUCGAUUAUACCGCAAUGUAG